This is a messenger RNA of Carassius gibelio (silver crucian carp), 3078 nucleotides long. RefSeq names its product cAMP-responsive element modulator. Gene Ontology annotation, cellular component: ATF4-CREB1 transcription factor complex; nucleus. Gene Ontology annotation, molecular function: DNA-binding transcription factor activity, RNA polymerase II-specific; RNA polymerase II cis-regulatory region sequence-specific DNA binding; protein binding. Gene Ontology annotation, biological process: regulation of transcription by RNA polymerase II. The transcript has 8 exons. NCBI's taxonomy places the organism in Eukaryota, Metazoa, Chordata, Actinopteri, Cypriniformes, Cyprinidae. Bases 180 to 1082 code for a protein of 300 amino acids. The record is from RefSeq and is a predicted model, not a curated record.
UGUCGAGGCCUCCGGCUGCAUAGUCCACAUUUCCCAGGCGCAUCAUCAGAGCUGACGUGGGCUCUACGUGUGCAGUGAGUCGGGCUUCCUCUCCACCCGUAACGAGUGACGAGACUCUACGUAAAACUCGGAGCGCUGACUGUGCAUUUCCUGUCUGCUCUGUUGCCAGGCCGAUCUCCAUGGAAACUGCAACCAUAGCGCAACAGGAAACCAAUGCAACUGAGAAAGUAACAAGUGAGGUGAAUGAGGGUGUGUCUGUGGGGUCAUUACCUGAUGGACAGACACUACAGGUGCAGGAAGUCAUUCAGAGCACACAGCCCUCUGUUAUCCAAUCACCUCAGAUAAAAACUGUGCAGGUAGUUGUUGAUACUGGUGGAACGGGUUCAAACCCAUCAGAUCCUCAGAAGAGAAGGGAGAUUCUGUCCAGACGACCAUCUUACAGGAAAAUUUUGAAUGAGUUGUCAUCAGAUGUACGUGCCGUGCCAAAGAUAGAGGAAGAGGAGAAAGUGGAAGAAGAAACCCUGGCCACUUCCAGUGUUGCUACAGUGAUGUCAUCAUCUUCAAUCUACCAGACCAGCUCCGGGCAAUACAUUGCAAUCACUCAGGGUGGAGCGAUACAGCUGGCUGGCCCUGGAGGAGAGGCCCUGCAGGGGGUUCAGGCUCUGACUCUUCCCAGCCCCACCACACCGCAGUCUGGGGCCACUAUCCUGCAGUACGGCUCCCAGCCUGGAGACCCCGGCCAACAGCUACUGCUGACCUCUGGACAGGUGCUCGUUCAGGCUGCCACAGGAGACAUGCCAGCAUAUCAGAUCCGCUCCCCAUCGUCAGGGUUACCACCAGGCGUUGUUAUGGCAGCCUCACCGGGGACGAUGCAUAUCCCACAGCAGCACGCAGAGGAGGCCACACGAAAGAGAGAAGUCCGCCUCAUGAAGAACAGGGAGGCGGCGCGCGAGUGUCGCAAAAAGAAGAAAGAAUACGUGAAGUGCUUGGAGAAUCGUGUUGCUGUGCUGGAAAACCAGAAUAAGACUCUUAUAGAGGAGCUUAAAGCUCUCAAAGACAUCUACUGCCACAAAUCAGAAUAACCCUCACAAACACUGUGCAAGGACUGUGUGAUUUACACACUACCUUUCUCUUCUCUUCUUCUGUUGCAUCACCUGGAUUUGAGCGUUUUUGUUUAUUUGUUUGGCCAAAUGUUUUUAUAAGAAGUUGCUAAUGUUGCUUUGAGGAUGCUCCUCACACACACACACACACACACACAAACUAUUUCAAACAUUUCUCUGUGUUAAAAAAAAAUGGAACUCUUCAUUGAUUAUGUGGAAAAAUGUGUUUUCCUUUUUUUAGGUUGAAAUCAGAACAAGCAAAGUAAAUGGAAUAAGCAGCCAUGUUAACUGGCUACACACUGCACACAUAAGCGGCAUGUUCAGCAUUUUUGGUAUGCACAUAAUUUAGCAGGAAAUGUGUGGAAAAUACACUUUCUGUUUCAGUUAAUCUGACUAAAUCCAGGCAAGUUAACCCAUUUAUAUAGCUACACGUUGUGUUUUGGACAUACAGUAAAUUGGGUCCUUUUUCUCAUGUAUAUUAUAUUUCAAUCAAGUAUGUACAUUUCAAUAUGCAUUUUAUAAUUUGUGGUUAAUAAAGAAAAUACUUAAAUGUAGUACCCCAGAAAUCACUAUAUUUUUAGUAUCGAGUCACAGUUUUAGUUAAUGCUGUUUACUGUGCAGUGUGAAAAGCCAAAUUGUUAAAACACAACAUUUUCCAUUGAUUUUGUUUUUAUGUAGAUGUAACAAUGUAACAGUGACCUAAAACUUCACCAAGUAACGUGACAUAAUGUUGACGAUUUCAUAAUGUUGAUGUAAGGGAUAGUUCACUCAAAAAUGUACACUUUGUAUGCUAUAUGUAUUUCUUUCUUCUGUGGUACACAAAAGAUUUUAAAAACUUUAUCGUUUUUUUUUUUUUUUUUUUUGACCAUAUAGUAUAACACAGUGGAGGGCAGUACUGUCUUACAUUGUGUAGACAAAACCAGUUCUUCAAAAUAUCUUCUUUUGUUUUCUGCAGAAGAAAGUCGAGAUUUGGAAUUACAUGAGGAUGAGUAAAUGAUGAGAAUGUUAAUUUUUGGGUGAACUGUCCCUUUAAGACUACUCUUAACUCCCUUUAUUAUUAUUACAGAUUUAUUCAUGUAGUACUCUUUUAUUCAAUCUGUAGAAUAAGCACACCUCUGUUAAUUGCCUCAAUUGGCUGUAAAAUGAAGUUUUCAACAUUAAUAUUUUGUUAAAAUAUGUUUUACUAUACCAUCUCAACAUGCAGAAACAAACUAUAAAUAAGCCAUUUGAAGUUUGAUUGCUCUGUUUGUUAGAGAAUACCAAUAUAGCAACACUUACUCAACCAAUGGAGUGAUUUUGAGGCGGAGCUAUCUGUUAGUUUAACCAAUGAAAGAUGGGGGAGUGCUCUGGAAACCUGUUUGAACGUUUGUUAUUUUUGCAAAUCCAUUUUUGGAAGCUAGAGGCAGAUACAUUACUCUUGAGCAUCAAUGUUUUGUGUAUUUGUGCUCUAAUUCAUAUAAGAUACAUGACUUUUGCAUGAACAAAGGAAAACGGUGUAACAUGAUGAACUGUGAACACGUUACUUAGGUGAAUGUCACAAAUGUUGCUUUUUAUCUAAUAUUGUAUAUUAUUUUAAAUCUCAGCAAUUAAUUUGUCUUAGUUUAUAAUCGUAGAAGAUAAUUAUGAAAGAAAGGAAGCUUUUGUGAGUAAUUAGAGUGCAAUUAUGCUAAAUUAGUGGCAUUAACUGAACAGAAUUCCUCAUAUUUCAGCUGCUGAGAUGCCGGUGUGCAUUUGUGUCUUCUGUUUCUCAGACAGUGCUAGUCAUCAUGACUCUAUCUUCACUUACAACCAAACAAGUUUAUGUUUCAAUUAAGUACUAUUCUGUGUAGUCAGAAAAUGGAUUUGGUUUAAUAUUUAAAGAGCUUAUGUUUUCAAUUAAUUUCUAGAUUGAUGUUAAUAUAACAUCCCUGCCCUUCUUUGACACUGUACAGAGUGCUGACAUCUAUUUUUAAUAAAAUAUUUUUGUAAAUGUAGCCUA